AUGAUUUAUUCACUUGAUAGCAAAACAAUUAGAACAAUUUCUAGCGGACAAGUUAUCACAAAAGUUGAAGAUGUUGUAAAAGAACUAAUAGAGAAUUCAAUUGAUGCACAAGCUACCUCUAUAGAGGUUAAAAUAGUUGAAGAUGGAUUAAAUUUAAUUACCGUCAAAGAUGAUGGAAUUGGAAUUCCUCAAGAUGAUAGAAAAUCAAUGGCUUUAAGAUAUCAUACUUCAAAAUUAGAAAAUUAUGACGCGUUGAGUAAAGUUGAGACAUAUGGAUUCAGAGGUGAAACAUUAAAUUCAAUAUGUGCGAUAUCUGAAUCUGUUGAAAUAAUCACCAAAACUGGCAAAGAUCCUGUAGCUAUUCUUUAUACAUUAGAUAAAACAGGAAAUAUUAUAAGUUCAAAGUCAUCUGGAUUAUCUCCAGGAACUACAAUUAAUGUAAAUAAAUUAUUUUCCAAUAUACCAGUUCGUAGACAGGCAUUAAAGAAUAAUUCAACAGUAAUUGGAAAACAUAUCCAAAAUAUAUUAACAACAUAUGCUUUGGUACAUCCUAGCAUACGAUUUUGUUUAAAACAAAGUUAUGAAAAUGUAGCAAAAUCCAAAUUCAAAGAUGGGAAUUGGAUCAAACCAUCGUUAGAAACAGCGAUGGCAUCAAUAGGACAAAUUUAUGGUCAUGAAUUAAUGAAUCAGCUUCAAUAUGUUUUGUGGGAUUCUCAAAAAGAUAAACACUACAAUAAAUCAAAUUUAACAAAACAAGAUGAAAAUUACAAUAAUAGCAAUGAUGAUGAUAAAAGUGAUAAUAGUGAUAAUGAAGAAGACAGGUUACCAAUUGUGAUUGAAGCAAUAUUACCAAAAAUUGAUGCGAAGCCAUCGAUGGUUAUGAAAGCUGGUAGAACGUUUAUCUAUGUUAACAAUCGUCCUAUUACUACUGCUAAAGGAGAAAUCAAAAAUGUUUUUCACAUUGUAAAAAAAAUGUACAAUGAAAUUUUAACUAUACAUGGCCAUAAUAAUAAUGUAAAUAACAAAAAAUCACCUUUUAUGUGGAUAAACGUUAAGAUGCCUACUUGGAUUUAUGAUGUUAAUGUUGAACCAAGCAAAAAUCUUCUACUUUUUCAUCAUAAUGGUUGUGUUGAGCGAGCAAUUGAAAAUGUGAUGAUAAAAUUAUAUGAAAGAUUAUCAGAUUCACAAAAGGAUUUAUUAUCAACAUCAUCAUCUAAUAUUUCAAUUGACGAAUCAUUUACUGAUAUGAAUUCAACUUCGACUAGUAAUGAAAACUCAGAUCCUGAUAAUAAUCACGACAAUAUUGAAUCUAUUCAGACAACUGAAAUUGGAAAACGUAAAAUCUCAUCAUCAGAAACCAUUCCUGACGAUGAUAAUGAAGAAACAUCUUCGACUAUUGAUCCUGGUACUGAUGAUAGAUGUGAUUUAAAUGGAUUUUUGGAAGUUUCUGCUAUAAUGAAUAAGAUUAACAAUGACAGUAAUGAUGAUAACAAUCUGUAUAAAACUAGUAUAGCAAAUACAACAAAUGUAGAAAAUAAUGAUGAUAAUGGUAAUGUCCUAUUAAUAAAAGAGAAUUCACGUGGUGGCAGUGGUGGCAGUGAUAUUAGAAAAGCCAAUGAAAAUAUUAACACUGGAUUAAGUUUAUCAUCGUUAAAUAAGAUGGAGGAUGGAUUAUGGACUAUCACAAGAAAACUAAAUGACAAAGUUAUAGAUUUAUUGAUAGUUCACGGAGAAAGACUUUUGGAAUCAGAUAAGAUUAUAUCAUGUUUAAAGUAUCUUAAACAUCAACAAAUUCCAGAUGAGAGUGGUGUAGGAGUUUGGUGGAAUCUAGUUACACAGAAAUGUGUUACUGCAAAUGGAAUUAAGUUUAGAUGGAGAGAAGAUCAUGAAAAUAAUAUGCAUAUACAAAUUACACACAUAUCACCAUUGAUUCAAUUUGCUACAGCAGUAGAAUAUUUUACGCAUCUUAUGGAACACCUUUCCACAUUAAACAUUGAUAUUGAUACAACAAAUACUGCAACAAAUACGAUGGCAUUAUCAAACACAAGAUCUCAACAGACUAUACAGAUACUUGUACGAGAAGCUAAACAAUUAAUCAAACAAGAAGAUUUAGUUAUUAGUAAAAGAGAUGAGGAAAUGACACAAAGAGUAAAAGAUGCCACGUUAUUAUUAAUGAAAAAAAUUGGAAAUUUUCAUCACAUUUAUGAUGACGAUGAAGGUAGCGAUCAUUACAUUGAUGAAGGAUCAUUGGCGAUAGUAGAAAGAAGAAACGAUGAUAGCGAGAUAAUGUAUAAUGGAAAUGUUGUUGUAAAAGUGUUAUGGAAAGUAGUAGAUUAA
This is a messenger RNA of Entrophospora sp. SA101, 2337 nucleotides long. NCBI's taxonomy places the organism in Eukaryota, Fungi, Glomeromycota, Glomeromycetes, Entrophosporales, Entrophosporaceae. The record is from the annotation of a GenBank genome assembly.